AUGUCCACCACUACCAAAGCUCCUGCUGUAGAUUACACAAUUGCGAACUCCGAUGUCAUUGCAAAAUAUAAGACUGCUGGAGAAAUUGCUGGUAGAGUCAUAGAACAAGUGAAGGCUUUAUGUAUAGAAAAUGCUCAAAGUUUUGAUAUCUGUCAAAAGGGAGAUGAAUUGAUGACCGAGGAAUUGUCCAAGAUUUACAAUUCCAAGAAAACAUCCAAGAUUCCAAAGGGUAUUGCCUUCCCUACUACUAUCAGUCCAAACCACAUUCCUGCACACUUGUCACCAGUCAAUGCUGAAGACGAAGCCAACUUAAAAUUGGCAAAGGGUGAUGUAGUUAAGGUUAUGUUAGGUAUUCAAAUCGAUGGGUUUCCUUCUAUUAUUGCCGAGACUGUUGUUAUCGGUGCCUCCAAGGAAUCACCAGUUAGCGGUAAGACGGCUGACUUGGUUGUCGGUACCUGGAAAGCAUCUGAAGCCGCUAUUAGAACUUUUACUACUAAGCACAGAAACUGGGACGUUACCAAUAUUGUUGAGAAGGUUGCUAAUCAGUACGGCUGUACUCCAUUGGAAAGUAUGUUAACUCACAACCAAGAGCGUAAUGUCUUGUAUGGACCAAAGGAAAUUAUUUUAAACCCAUCUAAGGAAAACAAGACCCAAGUCGAUACAUUCAAAUUCGAAGAAAACGAAGUAUACGGUAUGGAUAUCUUAGUUUCUACUUCUGCUGAAGGGAAAGUUAAGGAAUCGUCUUACAAGACUUCAUUAUACAAAAUCACUGGUAACUCAUAUGCAUUGAAAAUGAAGUCAUCGCAUCAGGUAUUGGGUGAGUUCAAAGAAAAAUGCGGUGGGCCAUUCCCAUACAAUAUCAAAAACUUAGAGGAUGCCAGAAAGGCAAGAAUGGGACUCAUUGAAUGUUGUAACCAUCAAGUUAUGCUUGAUUACAAGGUCAUGACUGAAAAGGAAGGAGAGUUCAUUGCCCAGUACUUCACCACUUUUGCCAUUACCAAGAACGGUAUUGUUAAAUUCACCUCACCAUCAUUUGAUGUUGACUUAUACAAGACUGACAAGGUUUUGGAUGAAGAUACAAGCAAACUUCUUGAACAACCGUUAAAGGUACAGAAGAAGAAGAAGGCUAAGAAGCUCGACAACUGA
Dujonia railenensis is the source of this 1146-nucleotide messenger RNA. The record is from the annotation of a GenBank genome assembly. NCBI's taxonomy places the organism in Eukaryota, Fungi, Ascomycota, Pichiomycetes, Serinales, Debaryomycetaceae.